CGGUUGUAAUUAUUACUAUUAUCUAAGAAAAGAUUAAUUUUUUACUAACCAAUCCACCCUUAGAACGAAAUUGAAGAAGUUGAUGAACAAACCACCGUUAUCAACGUCAUAGUGAAUGGGGAGAUGGGCAGCAUACCGUCUCCUCCGCCGUCUAACCUCCUUCUCGCCACCAUCUUCCGUGCUUCCGUACACUUUUCAGUUGCCCUCUCUUUCCUUUUUGUCUUCAGAUCCCACUACUCAAUUUCAUCGUUUCAAACCCUUCUCUUCUCCUUCCUCAUCUUCUGCUGCUCUUUCACAAGAUUUUGAUUAUGGUUUUCGUGAUUUUUCCCACAAUUAUGUAGAGGAUGAUUAUGAAACUGCUAAAAUUACUGUUAAAGCUUAUUUUCUUUCUACAAGUAUCAACUUGAGGAGCAUGCAGGCAGAGAAUGCUGGGAAUGUUGUUCCUCCAACCUCUCGCACCUCAAAUUAUGUGACAUUCAGAUUUUGUAGUCUACCUUCCGAUAUGAUUGGCAUGGGAGUUGAAAACAGUGUUAUCUGCAACCGCUAUAUGGUGGUAUUCCAAUAUGGAUCUGCUGUUCUCUUCAAUGUCGAGGAUCAUGAAAUUGAUUUCUUCUUGAAUAUUGCUAGAAAACAUGCUUCCGGAUUGCUUCCAGAAAUGAGGAAAGAUGACUACAUUGUAAAGGAGAAACGUACACUAACUGAAGAUAUGCAGGGUGGAGCUGACUAUAUAAUUCUUAAGCAUCUUGACACUGAUGGUAUUCGCAUCAUUGGAAGUGUGCUUGGACAAAGCAUUGCUUUAGACUAUUUUGUGUCCCAGGUUGAUGUUAUGGUUGAAGAAUUUGCGGACAUAAAUCGCGGAAUGGAGAAAACUGGAACGUUUACAAUGCGUAGGAAGAAGCUCUUUCAACUAGUUGGCAGAGCAAAUUCAAAUCUAGCCGAUGUCAUCCUUAAAGUUGGUCUUUUUGAUAGAUCGGAAAUCGCUUGGAGGGAAGCAAAAUACGCACAAAUAAAUGAGUAUCUUCGUGAAGAGUACGAAGUCACUCAGCGUUUCGGAAAUCUUGAUAUCAAGCUGAAAUUUGUUGAGCACAACAUCCAUUUUCUGCAAGAAGUCCUGCAGAAUAGGAGAUCAGAUCUUUUAGAGUGGUGCAUCAUCAUCUUGUUGAGUAUCGAGAACGUAAUUUCAGUAUAUGAGAUCAUUCGGGACUCAGCUGCUGGUUCGGUAUGAUCUGCUAGCAGGAGGUGAAAUCUUUUGCGGCACGAAUUUUGCAUUGUGCUAACUCGAUUCUUUAUUUUUUGUAUCUAACCUUAUCAUAUGAAAUAGUACAUUCAGUUACUAGUGCAAUACUAGAUAAUAUGAGUAAGUGUUCUAUUGUGUACAAGUACCUUAGAAUUUCAAUCAUAGAAAUGUACUUCCUAAUUUCUGUAAAUCGAGAACUUUUUGUGUUAUUAUUUUCCAUGAGCCGUUGGGCCAUUGAUGUCCACACUCGUAUUUGUCAUUUGCGUGUCAAGAAUAAAAACCAAAAGAGCAACCAUUAAUGAUUCAUAUCCAGAUUUUCAGGUUCCCACCAGCUUAUCAAAUGGGUUUACAUGAUGUGUGCGAGAACAAAAAUCAAGUACAGAAGUUCGGUUUCAGUGUGAAUUUCUUCCUUAAUGCAUCUGAGAUGUUAAAAGAACAGCUUAACCAGUUCUCGACAAAGGU
This is a messenger RNA of Amaranthus tricolor (Joseph's coat), 1699 nucleotides long. Its product is annotated as protein RETARDED ROOT GROWTH, mitochondrial. Lineage: Eukaryota; Viridiplantae; Streptophyta; Magnoliopsida; Caryophyllales; Amaranthaceae. The record is from RefSeq and is a predicted model, not a curated record. The transcript is spliced from 7 exons. The coding region runs from base 116 to 1225 and encodes 369 amino acids.